AUGAUGCUUUCUAUUGUAUUCGGUCUGGUUUUGUUUCUCAUUUCUCUGGUAUCUGCUGCUCCACCAUCUUCAACCGUUCCUUCGGACAAACACGAAGCUAAAGAAGCAAAUAAAUGCCUGGAGCUUACCUACCCUUCCAAUGGAACCGUUUGGGAUACCUACGGCACUUAUGAUGUUACUUGGACUGUCACAGGAGAAUGUCAAGAUAUAAAUUACGUUUACCUUCUUCCAGUAUCUCAAGACGAAGACGGAGAAGUUGUUUUUGGAGAGCUUUACCAUAUGGAGGAAGCACUUGACAUUGACUCGGGUCACUUUCCUUUAAAUCUUGACUCUCGCGAAGUCGAAGGAAACUACGUAUUUGCCGUUGGUCCUAAAGUAGAUGAUUGGUCUGACUAUUCAGAUUUUGCUGUUAUUAGUAUCGCUUGA
Messenger RNA from Phycomyces blakesleeanus NRRL 1555(-), 426 nucleotides. RefSeq lists its product as hypothetical. The transcript has a single exon. The record is from RefSeq and is a predicted model, not a curated record. Bases 1 to 426 code for a protein of 141 amino acids. Lineage: Eukaryota; Fungi; Mucoromycota; Mucoromycetes; Mucorales; Phycomycetaceae.